AUGGCCUCCAGAGCAGCACCGGAUUGCCCGGAGACGCUCGCAGCUGCCAAGCGACUCCUUGAGGACCAGAUGGGAACCGUGCGGGAGUCGGCCAUCAAGGCCAUCGCCGCCUUGGUCCCGAAGGGCUCGCGGGAGGCCAUCGACUGGAUCUCGCCGAGGCUCGACGAUUGGCACGAGUCCGUGCGCCGGGCGGCGGUCGUCGCAGUUGCCAAGAUCGCUGAAAAAGGCGAUCAACACGCCAUCGAGCUCGAGAAGAGUGCCUGCGAUGACAGGUCCUGGAUCGUGCGGAAGGCUGCCACCGACUCGCUGGCCGCUACAGCGACGCUGAACGACCUGCCGUCCCUUCGGAAGCUGGCGAAGAUGCUGGAGGACUUCGAUCCUUUGCCGCGCAUGGCCGCCAUCUACGGCAUGGCCGAGCUCUGUGGGGUCGGCCAUCGGAAGGACCAGAGCCUUGUGCCACUGGGGCCCGCCGCCUCCCUGCUGAAAGCGAUCGUGGCCCACCUCGGGCGCUUGCUCGAGGACUUGAUCCCCAUCCCCAAGGAGCCCGCCCCAAAGCCGGAGAUCUUGGGGAAUCCCUUUCAUGAUCGCGGCGUCCAGAAGCACCUCCGGAAGCUCCAGAGGAAAGCCCUGGCAGUGCUGAGCUCAGAGGACUCCGACGCCCCGGGAGGCAUUGCGCAGGAGAGGCAGAUUUCAAUUUCGCAGCCCUGGAGAAAGGAGCUCGCAUGCGUGGCCGUGUGGGCCAUCGCCCUGGCCGAGGCCCGCCUGGAACACCGUGACCCGGGCACGCGCCAGAUGAAGCGAAGCCCCGCCUGCAAGUUGCAUAGAAGUGCGUGCUAUUUUGCCGCCAUGGAGCCCUCCAAUGGCAAGCGACCUCUGCCAGGGUUCCUGGAGAUCAGCGAGGAGGCCAUGGAGAGAAAGCUGGCGAUGCUGCGCCGCUUAGUGGCGCAACCCAUCAACGGCCAGGACACCUGUCCAUCCCAGGUGGGCGAGGGCUUGUUCGUUGGAAACAAACGUCACGCGACGGACGUGCGCACACUGGUCAGCCUGGGGGUCACUGGUGCCAUGAACUGUGCUCCGACGGGCAUCAGCUCCUUGAACCUGGAUGUGUACACCCACCAUGGCAUCGCGUACGGCUACACGAAUGUCAGCCAGGACGAUUACAGCUAUCCGAUCCUACAUGAUCGCGACGGUCAUCGAUCCGAACACCUGGAGACUGCCAAGUCAUUCUACGACCGAGUGCGGCAAACAGGUGGUAACGUGCUCUUCUUCUGCGUAGCGGGCCAGAACCGCUCAGCCACGCUGGCGGUGGCAGUGCAGAUUCUGCAGGGGAAGAAGUUGGAGGAGAUCCUGACCGUCUGCUCGAAGUGUCGGCCCUUCAUCCUCGAGAACGUCGGGUUCCAGCGGCAGCUCGUGGAGCUGGAGAUCAUCGAGGAGCGGUUGAGGGGUCGAGAGCCCUCCCCGCAGCUGCGGCCGCUGCCUGAUCCGCCCAAGGGGAAGAGGCUGAAGGUGGAGACGUUCCCAGACUCCUCCCACGUGGAGGUAGAGCUCCUGGUGUCGGGCGUCUGUACGAUGGCGGCGGUCAUCCCCGUCGAGGCGACGAUCGACGCCGUUCGGCACAUUCUCAACGAUCGCGUAAACUCCUACCUGACCUGCGAGAAGCAGUGCAUCAUCGGGAAAAGUUGGAUGAUGUUCACCAUGUUCGGCUUGCCUCCGGAGUUCGACCUCGUUCUCGAGGAAGCAGCUGUGGAGGUCGGUGUUCAGAUCGCGCGUUUGCAAUCGACCUUCGGCUUGGAGAUCGUGAAAGCCGGCAGCGACUCCCUCGGCGCAUCGACGAUCAUCUGCUGGAACUCCCGAUGUCGUUUCGAACUGGCGAUCUUCUCGGUGUUGAAGGGAGACAAGGAGGCGCACGAGCCUUUCACCUUCCGCCACGAGGAGCGCCCCGGGGCUCCCGGAACGCUGCUGGCGGAGAACUUCCUGGACACGAAUCUCCGAGCCUGGGACUUUACCUCCGGCGAGGCCUUCCGGUCGACGCAUCCGAUCAUCUUCAGCUAUUCCGAUGACCCCCGCAGCAAGCGAGAUUUCAUGAACAUCUCGACCAGCAAGAUGGAAAGGCAGCAGUUCGAUCAUCCCGGAGAGGGCGGCAUCCUGGGCAUGGGGGCCAACGCCAUCGUGCAUCGGGUGGAGCUGGAGGCGGUGGAGAAGGACCCGGAGCCCGUCCGAAGGGGCUUGAGACUGCGGCGCCUGAGCUCGGACCACUCCUUCGAACGGCGUUGGGACGCCGCCGUGAAGCGACCCUUUAGCCUCUGGAAGAUGCUGGCCUCCAUGGAGCACAAGUCGGAAGCCGGCGUGGCGAAGAGGUUGCGCAUGGCCGGAGCGCUGAACAAGCAGGGCCGGCUCCUCUACUUUUAUGGCCUGGGAAUCACCCUCGCCUCCAACAACAACAACCACAACGAGUACAAGUUCGAGGUAACCCUGCUGUCGCAGUACCAGGAGGACUUCUCGGCCUACACGCUGAAGAUGUUUAUGGAGGACUACACCAAGGUUCUGGCCUCGGGCGACCUCUCGCCAGAGGAGCAUUGGCGCAUCAAAGACAUGCAGUCCAAGUUCUCUCUCAUCAAGGUGAAAGUCUUGCUGGUUAGUCUCCUGAAUGGCUUCAGAGAUCUGACGUUGAUGGGGGUGCAGGCCUUCGAUUUCAACCACAUGAACAACGUCCUGGUCUCGAGGGACUGCCGCAAGGCCCGGCUCAUCGACAUCGACGGUGACAGCAAGGGCUCCAUCCAGUUCCCCUCCGAAUACAUCCAGGGGUCACAGACACAAGAUGAGCCCGAGGACCUGCACAAGCCAGCCUUGGACGUCGACCUUUCCACGAUGCUGCCGCUUGUGAUUCAGUACCUCAUUUGUGGCAAAGGCCGUGGCACCACCUUCGUGACCAAUCUCAUCAGCAAAGUGAGGCGGGCGAAGACCGAAGAGGACGCCAAGGAACUCAUCCGACAGAUUGUCCAGGAGGACUUCUUCCCGAAGCUGCCUGCAUGCCCGGCUGAGAGGGAGCGCAGUGAGAAGCACCUUGCGAAGGUGGUGGAGUGGGCGUCAGCGGCCGACCUCGAGAAGCCCUGCGGGUCGAGCGCGGAAGCCGGUGUGGCCACGCCGCCGAAGAUCCGCCCGGACAUUGCAAGGAAAGUCGAAGAGAGGAUGGAGGAUGAAGACGAGCAUGUUCGGGACUCCGCGUACUAUUCCUUGGAG
Molecule: messenger RNA, 3240 nt
Organism: Symbiodinium necroappetens
Lineage: Eukaryota; Dinophyceae; Suessiales; Symbiodiniaceae
Source: the annotation of a GenBank genome assembly